Molecule: messenger RNA, 2442 nt
Organism: Nannizzia gypsea CBS 118893
Lineage: Eukaryota; Fungi; Ascomycota; Eurotiomycetes; Onygenales; Arthrodermataceae
Product: E3 ubiquitin-protein ligase RSP5
Exons: 10
Coding region: 1-2442 (813 amino acids)
Biological process (GO): ubiquitin-dependent protein catabolic process
Molecular function (GO): protein binding; ubiquitin protein ligase activity
Source: RefSeq, a predicted model, not a curated record
AUGGGCUCCAACUUGCCAGCGCAACCAAACCUGAGAGUCACCAUUAUCGCUGCCGAUGGUCUAUACAAACGAGAUGUCUUCCGCUUCCCGGACCCGUUUGCAGUUGCUACCGUUGGUGGUGAGCAGACUCACACCACCUCCGUUAUCAAGAAGACCCUGAACCCAUACUGGAAUGAGAUGUUUGAUUUGAAAGUCACCGAGGACAGCAUACUAGCCAUACAGAUAUUUGACCAGAAAAAGUUCAAGAAGAAGGACCAAGGGUUUUUGGGAGUGAUUAAUAUCCGUAUUGGCGAUGUCAUUGACCUUGCUAUCGGCGAUGAUGAAAUGCUUACCAGAGAUCUAAAGAAGUCAAAUGAUAAUCUUGUGGUUCAUGGCAAACUCAUUCUCAACCUCUCUACAAACCUCUCUACGCCGGUUCCAACGUCGCAAACCGGAGCUUCACGCCCUAUGAACAAUCGCACUUCUACCUCGCCUGUUCCCGCUACUCAGCCGAUCCCCCCAUCAGCCCCGACUUCUCUCUCGAGUCAGCGCCCAACUUCCACGGCUCAAGAGCCGGUAGUCAACAACUCCAGCUCCCACUUAGUCCCUACACAUUCUUCCUCCUCAACCACAGCCGUGGCGCCCCUCACAACCUCCCCCCAACAGCCCGCCCCUCCAUCUCGAGCAAAUGUAAGCAGCACUUUCGAAGACAGUCAGGGCAGGCUGCCCACAGGCUGGGAGCGGCGGGAGGAUAACCUGGGGCGAACCUACUACGUAGACCACAAUACCCGUACCACCACGUGGAACCGGCCGGCGCAAAACUAUAAUGAGCAGACCCAGAGGACCCAAAUGGAGGCCAACAUGCAGAUGGAGCGCCGGGCCCACCGGAGUCGAAUGCUUCCAGAGGAUCGAACGGGUGCAAACUCGCCUGACUCCCAGCAGCAGGCCCGGACGCCGCCUACUGCUCCAACAGCGAACGCAAUGGCAAUGAUGGCCAGUAAUACUACUACCCCAGGGACCGGGGAGCUCCCCCCUGGCUGGGAACAAAGGUACACUCCAGAAGGCCGUCCGUAUUAUGUUGACCAUAAUACACGAACCACAACAUGGGUUGAUCCCCGCCAGCAACAGUUGGUCCAGAUGUACGGCCCUGACAACGGAAACCAUCUUGCGUCUCAAACAGUAAACCAUCUGGGUGCAUUGCCUAGUGGCUGGGAGAUGCGAUUAACAAACACUGCUCGAGUGUACUUUGUGGACCAUAACACCAAGACAACUACCUGGGAUGACCCCCGGCUGCCAUCUUCUCUUGACCAGGGCGUGCCACAGUAUAAGCGUGAUUUCCGGCGCAAACUGAUAUAUUUCAGAUCUCAACCUGGCCUGAGGAUAAUGUCUGGUCAAUGCCAUGUCAAAGUUCGACGAGGCGCCAUUUUCGAGGACUCGUUUGCAGAAAUAAUGAGACAAAGUCCAGCAGACCUAAAGAAGCGUUUAAUGAUCAAAUUCGACGGAGAAGAUGGUUUAGAUUAUGGUGGUCUUUCAAGAGAAUUUUUCUUCCUUCUUUCGCACGAAAUGUUCAAUCCAUUCUACUGCUUAUUUGAAUAUUCCGCCCACGAUAAUUAUACCCUCCAGAUAAACCCACACUCAGGCAUCAACCCGGAGCAUUUGAAUUAUUUCAAGUUCAUCGGCCGCGUGGUUGGCCUUGCCAUCUUCCACCGCCGGUUCCUUGACUCAUUCUUUAUCGGAGCUUUCUACAAGAUGAUGCUGAGAAAGAAAGUCACCCUGCAGGAUAUGGAAGGUGUUGAUGAAGAUUUCCAUCGAAACUUGACAUGGACGCUUAAUAACGAUAUCGACGGUAUUAUUGAACUCACGUUUUCAAUUGAUGACGAGCAAUUUGGCGAGCGCAGAACAAUAGAUUUGAUUCCAGAUGGAAGAAAUAUUCCCGUUACAAAUGAGAAUAAGAAGCAAUACGUGGAGCUUGUGACCGAGUGGAAGAUUCAGAAGCGAGUGGAGGAACAGUUCAAUGCAUUCAUUACCGGAUUCAAUGAACUCAUCCCUGCGGAGCUUGUCAAUGUCUUUGACGAGCGAGAACUUGAGCUUCUAAUCGGCGGUAUCGCUGACAUCCAUAUUGACGACUGGAAGAAACACACCGAUUACCGUGGCUACCAGGAAGACGACGAAGUUAUUCAGAAUUUCUGGAAGGUAAUAAGAGGCUGGGAUGCAGAGCAGAAGUCUCGAUUACUCCAGUUCGCUACUGGUACAUCACGUAUUCCCGUCAACGGAUUCAAGGAUCUCCAGGGCAGUGAUGGGCCUCGGAGAUUUACGAUCGAGAAGUCAGGGGAUAUCAAUGCCCUGCCCAAGUCACAUACCUGCUUUAACCGACUCGAUCUCCCUCCCUAUAAGACAUAUGAAGCUCUACAGAACAAACUUACCAUUGCCGUCGAAGAGACACUCGGCUUCGGCCAGGAGUAA